Chrysochloris asiatica (Cape golden mole) is the source of this 726-nucleotide messenger RNA. RefSeq names its product natural killer cells antigen CD94-like. Lineage: Eukaryota; Metazoa; Chordata; Mammalia; Afrosoricida; Chrysochloridae. Gene Ontology annotation, biological process: positive regulation of natural killer cell mediated cytotoxicity; stimulatory C-type lectin receptor signaling pathway. The transcript has 7 exons. The record is from RefSeq and is a predicted model, not a curated record. The coding region runs from base 1 to 726 and encodes 241 amino acids.
AUGGAUCACUCUUGUCAUGUUGAAAAUACUGGUGGCAUAGCUUCCAGCGUCACAGCAACAUGCAAUGUGACAAAUUCUCAGAUUCCUAAGCCUCCAGCCCAGCUUCUUGAUCAAAUACUGCUCUUUCCAACAAGCACUCAUCACGCAUUGUGUCUUCUCUGCAUUGACCUGGUGGUAUCGGUUUUCAUGGCAGCUUUUCAGGCCAGUCCAUGGAAGCUGAUUUCUGGAAUCUUGGCAAUAAUGUGUCUUUUGUUGAUGACUACAUUGAGCAUUUUAUUGAAAAAUUCAUUUAUCAAACAAAAUAUUCAACCAGCAUUCACUCCAGGACCAACCAUAGAGCUCCAGAAAGGUUCUGACUGCUGUUCCUGCCCAGAAAGGUGGUUUGGGUACAGAUGCAAGUGUUAUUUCUUUUCCAACGAAGAAAAAACUUGGGCAGAAAGUAGGGAUUUCUGUGCUUCUCAGAAUUCUAGUCUACUUCAGCUGGAAGGCAAACAGGAAUUUGAUUUUAGAAUCUCUAGUAAACAUUAUUACUGGAUUGGACUCUCUUAUAAUAAAAUUAAUUGCACUUGGCUGUGGGAGGACGGCUCUAUACCUUCCUGGGAUUUGUUUUCACAAUAUAAUAUUCCAGAUCCAGAGAGCUGCAUAUUAUAUAAACCAAAUGCAACUAUUACAGAUGCAGAAUGUGGGAUGGAAAAUCAUUUUAUUUGUAAGAAGCAGUUUAUUUAA